Messenger RNA from Clupea harengus (Atlantic herring), 3791 nucleotides. RefSeq names its product cyclin D binding myb like transcription factor 1 (gene dmtf1). Gene Ontology annotation, molecular function: RNA polymerase II cis-regulatory region sequence-specific DNA binding; DNA-binding transcription factor activity, RNA polymerase II-specific. NCBI's taxonomy places the organism in Eukaryota, Metazoa, Chordata, Actinopteri, Clupeiformes, Clupeidae. Gene Ontology annotation, biological process: regulation of transcription by RNA polymerase II. The record is from RefSeq and is a predicted model, not a curated record. Gene Ontology annotation, cellular component: nucleus.
GACCACCAUGACCCUUAGGGCUCCGGAUGUUUGUAGGUGUUUUGUACAAUCUCUGUUUCGGCCCAAGCAAGCCUCAAAUAUGAUAAUGUAGCCUAUUCAAAGUGUUUGUUUUUUCAUAUAGUUUUAACACUGUCAUUUCUGGAUGAAUAGUAUAGUUACUCAUAGUUUGCACUGAGAGAUGUUAUCAUUACCAGUUGAAUAGCUGAAAUACCUUUUUUUUAGUAGAUCUUUUUAAAGCACUCAAUUUUAUACUUGCAAUUGUCAGUGUAGGCUAUCAGCUUUGUGCCAAUUUAGCUUUAGUCCAAAACAAAAGCAUUAGCUCAGUUUGUAAAAUAGGUAGGCCUUGUAAUUACAUAAUUAUUAGGCAAUACAAGCGUGUUAGUCACCCAAAGAAACUAUAGUUAGUUAGGCCACUUGGUGUUGCCUUACGUAACCCCACCGCUGCUGGAGAAAAUGGCUAUGACUAUAAACUUGUUAUGGAAGCUGUCCACCAAUCCAGUGACUGCAUCUUAUUCACCCAUAAGCCUACACCCAGAGAAAAUGAAAAAUACCUAAUGCUGAAAUCUUACUUUAUUUCCUGGCAUUGGCUUAGCCUAUAGUUAUGUCUAUGGCAUUUUUACAACUUAAUUAGGUGGUUUCUUCUGCACGUAGCCCUACAGAUUAAGUAGUUUAAGCUGUUUUGCCAUGCAGGGAUGGACCCAUCUAUAAACAAUCUUGCAAUGGGGUUGGCUCACCAUCCUUAAAAAAAAAAAAAAAAAUUGCUGGGGCUGAACUUACAACUGUCUGAACGUGAUGUUUGGAAGGCACUUGCAUGUGACAAGUUUAAAUAUUUGAAUUUAAAUUAUAGUUUGUUGGUUUAAUUAUUGCCAAUUAAUGCAUCUGACCUUACAAAAGUUUUGUAUGCACGUUUAAUAAAUAUCCACACCACCGGAAGUCAAUGUGAAGAAUGUCUGUUCAUUUCCGGUCUUUGGAAAAAGAAUUGUUUUCCUCCAUCCUGGCACUUGUCUCCAUCCUGGUCUCUCCGAAGUGCCCGGACCAAAAACAGGAAGUUGAUUAUGAACAGAGGGGAGGAUGCGUCUGGCACUGUGACUCUGGAAUCUGUGAACUCGGUCACCUUGACCCAGGACACGGACGGCAACAUCAUACUCCACUGUCCUCACAAUGGUGACGAUACUGUGCUGGAGGCGGGGUCGGAGCAGGUGGCCAAGAGACUGCGGCUGUCCAAUGAGGAGCUACAAGAUUCACAAGACUCCACCCCUCAGUAUUCAGUGGUCACCCUCCCUAUUUCAGAGAAUGACGAGGGAUUUGAGGUGACAAUGACUGCAACGGAGAUGACGGAGGGUGAGCUCGAUCAGGAUGGAAUGGCCCAGAUUCAGAUACUGCAGGACGAGGAUUCUCUCUCCCCUCAGAAAACAGAUGUUUCCCCUGUGAGUCAAGCAUGGUUCACCACAAAAGAGGACAAAGACACACUUGUCAAUAAAGGGCACAAGUGGAAGCAAGGGAUGUGGUCAAAGGAAGAGAUUGACAUUCUGAUGAAUAACAUUGACAGUUACUUGAAGGGCCGUGGCAUCCAGGAUCCCACAGAGAUAAUAUUUGAGAUGUCGAAAGACGAGCGCAAGGAUUUCUACCGCAGUAUUGCGUGGGGUCUGAACCGCCCACUGUUCGCUGUGUACCGCCGUGUGCUGCGCAUGUAUGAUAACCGCAACCACGUGGGCAAGUAUACACCAGAAGAGAUUGAGAAGCUGAAAGAGCUUCGGCAGAAGCACGGUAAUGACUGGGCCACCAUAGGGGCAGCACUGGGUCGGAGUGCUUCAUCUGUAAAAGACCGCUGUAGACUAAUGAAGGACACAUGUAACACAGGUAAGUGGACCGAGGAGGAGGAGCGACGGCUGGCAGAGGUGGUGCACGAGCUGACGGGCACGGAGGUGGGCGAGGUGGUGACGCAGGGCGUGUCGUGGGCCUCGGUGGCCGAGCUGGUGGGCACGCGCUCAGAGAAGCAGUGCCGCUCCAAGUGGCUCAACUACCUGAACUGGAAGCAGAGUGGGGGCACCGAAUGGACCAAGGAGGACGACCUCAACCUGGUGCGCAGGAUUGCUGAGCUGGGAGCUGAAGAUGAGAAUGAGAUUCAUUGGGAGAAACUGGCAGGAGGCUGGAGGAGCGUCCGGUCGCCCCAGUGGCUCCGCAGUAAAUGGUGGACCAUCAAGAGACAAGUAGCCAAUCACAAAGAGUUGCCUUUUCCUGUGCUUUUGAAAGGACUCCAAGACGUGGCUGAGACACAGUCCUACAGUAAGGUGCUGCUGGUUGGCUCUCGGGCCGGAAGCUCCUCCCCUCCAGUCACAGCGCUCCAGAUCCCAGUGCAGAUCCCUGUCCAGAUUACACACGUCUCUAACGACGGUGGCAGUGCUUCUACUGAGGGCGAAACCAUCACUCUAAACCAAGGGGCCCUGCAGACAUUUGAGCUGGUGCCUUCAUUCCAUCUGCAGCCCACUGGCACCCCGGGCACAUAUUACAUCCAGACGACGGGGACCAAUCAGAAUCUCCCGCUCACACUGUCAGCCAAUCCCACGGUCACUCUGACUGCAAGUGCGUCACCCACAUCGCCAGAUCAGAUCAUCUUACACAGCCUUACUACUGAUGGACUGAAUGAGAACAUGUCGGUGCAGAUGGCUCACCCAGGGGUCAUCAUCCAGACAGUCACUUCUGACCUUUGCCCCUCUGAGCCUCUGGAAGGGGAGGAGCCAAAGGAGGACGGGUCGGGCGAAGGGGCGGAGCCCAGCGACAAACUCCAGAGUUCCACAGAAGCAGAGGGCACGACUGAGGAGCUCACACACGCACUGCGUGCCAAGACUCUAGAUUCUCCAGCGUUGGAGACACCUGCAGUGGAUUCUGGGAUAACUGAGGGGGCGGUUCUUAUUGUCCCUUCCCCCAAUAGCUUUAUCCCAACCAGUGACAACAUCACAGAUGACAUCAGCACCGAAUCCGUCCUACCCUUAGGAACACUGACAGAUCCAAUACUACAGAAUCAGGAGGAAGGGUCUGACUGAGGCCUUCAGAACAGAACCUUUUGGAACUCACCCAGUGUUCUCAGUUCUACAGACCUCUCUGGAAGCCGCAGAACUUUGUUUAAAAGUCAAUGGGUUCCAUCGGAUGUGAACAUGAACACUAAAACCUGCUCCAUGUAACUGCAUUGAUCGCACAUUCAACCACAUAAGUACACACAAACACGAACCAGAUGCCACAUUGCAGUACAGUGGAAGAUGCUCUCUAAAACUCCAGUCUCCAUGAUGCACUGGUGCACCUCAACUUAUGAACAUCUUUGAACACAACUCACAGCCUCAUCACUGGUUUACACACACACACAAACAGAACAGUUUCUUCAUACACAUGAGCACUCCAUAGACUGGUCCUCAAGCAUAGCAUACCUCACACACAUAUUGCACCCUUGUAGCCACCUAAUUCUCUCACACAGACACAAAGCAUUAUAAUUAGCAGGUUAGUGCUAGGCCAACUGUUUGUUUGUGCGUAUAAUCUAGCAAAUUACUGGUCUAAUACUGUUUACUGUUGAUGUACAAAGAUGUAGGUAGAUGAUUUUUUUUGUAAAUAUCUUUCAUCAGGUAUAUUUGAUUUAAAAGGUUGUGAGUGGGACAGCAGAGACAAAAAGUGAAGCAAUGGCGUUUAAUUUUCCAAUGGAUGUGUGUAUGCGUGCGUGCGUGCGUGUCCAGCUUCUCUCUUUGGCAUGUGUGUAUGUUUAUUUAUUAAAGCCCUGCAGUAUGUGUGUUGUCAUGGUAGUG